Molecule: messenger RNA, 1043 nt
Organism: Anopheles merus
Lineage: Eukaryota; Metazoa; Arthropoda; Insecta; Diptera; Culicidae
Product: mitochondrial fission process protein 1
Exons: 4
Coding region: 49-507 (152 amino acids)
Biological process (GO): mitochondrial fission
Cellular component (GO): mitochondrion
Source: RefSeq, a predicted model, not a curated record
GGGUGUGCUGAAGCGGUUAGGAAAGAUAGGUCAACCUCAAUCGGCACGAUGUCAAUUACCGAGAAGGAUCUGUACCGGGACACCCCGGUGCGUUAUCUAGGAUACGCGAACGAGAUUGGAGAAGCCUUCCGACCGGUCAUCAAGAAGAUCUUUGUGCAUGCGAGCUACGCGGUGGCGAUCAGCUACGUGCUAGCGGAUACGGCCGACAAGUCCAAGAAGCAGUACGAUAAACCGGAAAUACUGGGUGGAGGAUUCCGUGGAGCGGCCGUUGCAUCCGGUGACACGCUGUUGUGGCAAAUGUUUGCCUCCGUCAUCAUACCCGGAUUUACCAUCAAUCGGAUCUGCUGGCUGUCGAAAGCGGCCUUGAAAGCGAACAAGGUCAAGGGACCGGUCGGCAAGUGGGGACCGACGCUGCUCGGCCUGCUGGCCAUUCCGUUCAUCAUCCAUCCGAUCGAUAGUGCGGUUGAUUAUGCGAUGGAUAACACCUACCGAAAGUAUGUUAAAUAAUAUCGCCUUCUAGCUCAAAUGCCAAACGAUGGCGUUCGAACGGUUCUUUCGAACUGAAAACGGAUCGAUAUGGACAAUAGCCAAACUACCGAUAGACAGAGAACAAAGCGGAACAACACAGCACAGAAGGGAAGGGAAGGAAGAAAGGGAAUUUUGCACAAUAAUUUUAGAUUACGACAGUGCCAGACGUUGCAACACGUGGUGCGGGUUACUAUUUUCUGCUUUUUUGCCAAGCAACGAGUUAAUUAUAGGGAGGAGUGAACUACACCUAAGCCAGUGUUUUGCUCAUACUAUUGUACUACUACUACACGACAUAAGGCGCUACUACCAGACACACACACACACACACCAAUGUUUGUUACACUUUACUGUGAUAGGAACAGCAAGGAACAGUAGCAGCAGAGUUUUCGUUCGUUGAGGCACAGGGGACAGGACAGAUAAGCUUACAUGCAGGGUGGUUGGGAUGGUCCUCCUCUCUCCCUCCUCACAAAACGGUGCUAUUUGAAUGUCACAACAGUAAAUAAAAUGCCAACGUC